Paramecium octaurelia is the source of this 2202-nucleotide messenger RNA. NCBI's taxonomy places the organism in Eukaryota, Ciliophora, Oligohymenophorea, Peniculida, Parameciidae. The record is from the annotation of a GenBank genome assembly.
AUGUUUUACAGCAGAUCAAAUCCAAAAUUGUCAGAUUAUUAGAAUAAAUUAAAUACAUCAUCUUAUUCAAGUAAAUCACGUGGAUCUUUUAAGGAAAUUUCUCCUGAAACUAGAAGUAACGGGUUCAUCAAAUAAACUAGACAUUACUCCCAACAAUUUAAAUAGACCAUUAACUGCUCGUAAUGAAUACACGAAUCCAUCAAAGGUGAAGUAAUUACUAAACAAUUUGAUACAACCUGAUUAAAAAAAGACUUCAACAUAAUUUUUUGGAUAAAACGUAAUUCAAAAAAAAUAAAUUGAUAGCACAUCAAGCAGAUGUGAUAGUUUAUGUAAGUUAUAAUAUGAAAAUCAUUAGUCUCAAGCAGAAUUUCUAAUUUUGGAAAAUAGAAUGCAAAGUCACCUUAAAAUAAUGAAACCUUUUUAAAAUCUGGUUUCAUAGUUACAGAGACUGAUUAAGAAAGAAAGCCAUAUCAGAAUUUGUACUAUAUAUCAAAUAAACAAAACGAAUCCAAUUCAUCAUAGCAGAUUACCAAUAAAAACUAAAAAUUGUUAACCAUUUCCUAAAUUGCUCAAUAAUGCAAAAAAAACAGCAAAACUCCAAAAAGGCAAAAUACUAUUAAUAAUGAAAAUAUCAACAACUUAAACAAUAUAAAUAGCAAUUCUAAAAAUAAGUAAUAAAAUAAACAAAUUGCUUAAGUUGGAAAUAUUAAAAAAAAGUAUUUUUAUAAUUAAUCUUAGCACAACAACAUAUGCGGACACUUUUAAUAUUUUAAAGCAGAAGUUUGAUAAUAAUAAUAAUAUCCAAUCAAAUCAGACUAAAACUAUUACAUAAGGAAAGAAGUAAAACGAAAAAUCAAUACCAAUCAAAUCUAAUACUAAAUGUUCAACUUUUUAAAAGAUUGAUGAUGUCACUUAAUAAAGUAUAUACAAGUCACUUUUGUAAAAGGAGCAGAUUUGGAAUGAUAUAAUCAUUUUAAUAGAUAAUCCUAAUCAAUUUACUUUAGCAACUAAAUGUACUUAAUUAUAAAAGUUAAUUCGAUUGAUCAGUGAAAAACAUCAUGUAUUAAUUAUAGCAAUAUUGUUAGAGUGAAUAUUUAUUUCGAAUAGAAUCUCAAAUACUUGAAAUAUUUUUGUAUGAAUCUUUUGCAUGUUAUCUUAUAGUUAGUGAUUAUUUACAAGAUCAAACUAAUGAAGAUCACAACAUGAAGAAUUUGAUAUAGUAUAUAAUUAGUAGCAAUCUCUAUGUGCUUUAAGUGUUGGAAGAUGUAACAAUUAAUCCAUUAAAUUUAAAUUUAUUGAAACAAAGAAUAGAUUUGAGAGUAUUUAAUGUGCGUAAAGUUUGUCCAAAAGGAAGACAGGCCUUACAAAAGAACAAUUUUAUCAUCAAGUCUAUUUUGAGUUUAAUGUACUUUAUCUAAUCAAUAUAAAAGUCCAAAAGGAUUGACGAAAUAACACGCCCAGAAGUUUUUAUGAUUCUAUCUCGAAUAACCACCACUCCAGAUUAAUACACAUUACAAUAGAAGAAAAUAAAUUCAAUGAUCGAGUAAAUUAUGCCUCUUGAUUUGGAAAGAGCUUUGUCUGCUUCAAAUAAAGAGUACACUCUAGUUUUAGAUUUGGAUGAAACUUUAGUUCAUUAUUAAGAAGUAAGUCUAGAUAGUAUUUGAAAGUUUCCAAAAGGAGGAGGACAAUUUCUAGUGAGACCUUUUGUGGAAGAAUUCUUAGAAUAGUUGUCCAAAUACUAUGAGAUAAUUAUAUUCACGGCUGCACUUCCAGAUUAUGCUAAUUUCAUCAUCGAUAUUAUUGAUAAAAAGGGAUUCGUCAAAUAAAGAUUAUACAGAGAUAAAACUAUUUUCAAGGACUAAGUUUACAUAAAGGUAUUCACUUGAUUUAAAAGUAAUAGGACCUUUCGAUUCUAAAUAGAAGUUUAUCCAAAAUUAUAAUUGUUGAUAAUAUGCCUGAGAAUUUUUAAUUGCAACCAGAAAAUGGAAUUUAUAUUCAAAGUUGGUUCGGAGAUACUUAAGAUAGAGCAUUAAAGGAUUUAUAACCUUUGCUAGAACGUAUUACUUUAAUAAAUCACUUUUAGAAAUAGCAAUAAAAAAAUGCAAAGAUAUAAGAGUAGCAUUGAAUUAAUUCAGAGAACAAAUGAUUGAAAGGGUCUAAAUGGGAAUUAAAAAUCCAUAUUAAUACCUUUAAUUAAAUUGA